Messenger RNA from Helobdella robusta, 555 nucleotides. RefSeq lists its product as hypothetical. NCBI's taxonomy places the organism in Eukaryota, Metazoa, Annelida, Clitellata, Rhynchobdellida, Glossiphoniidae. The coding region runs from base 1 to 555 and encodes 184 amino acids. The record is from RefSeq and is a predicted model, not a curated record. The transcript is spliced from 2 exons.
AUGUUACAAUGUAGAAAAAUAAUGCAACCGUUCAAUGACAAGAAAUAUAUUAGGACAUGCAGAUGGAGAUUCUGCAACAUCCACUUCAUGAUAACUCCAUUCAUCCAGCCUGCCACUCCAGCCUUCAUCACUCACACAGCUGCAUUGGCACCAUACACUCCCAUCCACUCCAUCAACAUAUCCAACUCCAGCAACACGAACAACAACAGCAACGGCCCGGUCACGAACAACAACAACAACUGCAACGGUACCGUCUACCCGGGCAGCCCAACAACGCCGAAUGAGUCGCCCAACGGAAUUAUCAACUACGCACCGGCAACUUUCACCUACCCCCAAAUUAUUCAACCGGGAUUUGAACAGACACCCGCUGGAUUUGCUCCCUUCUCGGUUAUUGGUUACAUUUCUCCGUCUCCCACAAACGGGCCUUUCACGCCCCUCCAACCACAUUUUCAACCAAUUCCAGGUGCAGAUCCUCAUUCACCGACCACCUUAAACAUGGCUCCCACUUUUGUGCCUGCCCUACAUUGUCUCCCACCUCAACAAAUCAUGCAUUGA